Molecule: messenger RNA, 969 nt
Organism: Syngnathus typhle (broad-nosed pipefish)
Lineage: Eukaryota; Metazoa; Chordata; Actinopteri; Syngnathiformes; Syngnathidae
Gene: uxt
Product: ubiquitously-expressed, prefoldin-like chaperone
Exons: 5
Coding region: 51-629 (192 amino acids)
Biological process (GO): negative regulation of transcription by RNA polymerase II
Molecular function (GO): transcription corepressor activity
Source: RefSeq, a predicted model, not a curated record
CGUCAUAUUCUUGCGCCCCCGUGUCAACCAAAGAAUACAAGCAAACAGCAAUGGCGCCGCCAGAUAGUUGUAAAACUAACGAAAAUUCUCAGUUUACAGUGGCUUCGAAGGUGCUGCAAUAUGAAAGGUUUAUUGACGAAGUACUGAAGAAAGAUUUACAAAAAGUGAUGGAGCAACGCGAUACUGUUUAUGAGCAAGCCUCUCAUUACCUGCAGCUGAAAAACACCUUAAAGGCUCUUCAGGUACACACACAUGUGCGCACACACACACUUAAGCAUUGUGGGUAUGAUAUACGUGUGUGUGUGUGUGUGUGUGUGUGUAUACAGGAGACGGAUUCUCACCACCUCAAAGCAGAUGUUGACCUUGGCUGUAACUUCUAUGUUCAGGCUGAAGUGGAGGACUCAUCUAAGAUCUUUGUGUUGGUGGGUUUUGGCUUCUUCUUGGAGAUGGACCACGCUGAAGCUCUGCACUUCAUCGACAAGAAGACAAGUCAACUAACAGCCUUUACAGAUCAGCUGACCAAAGACAGUGCCAAAAUUAAAGCAAACAUCCGGAUGGUGCUGGAGGGUCUGCGAGAACUUCAAGGUUUGACAGAGCUUCCAGAAUGCCGCAGAAGAGAAGUCUUCUAGAUUUUUACUGUCUUUGGACGCCUUGUGAGGCGGGAUCAACAAGUGGGAUCAACCUGAACAUUUUGUGGUUCUUCUUCUGUGGUGACUAGACCUUUUGAAUUCUCAUAUGGACAAGUGCCAGCAAUGAGAUGUCAUGCUAUGUCCGCAUCUGGAUGGAUUGAGUGCAAUUUGAUGAAAAAGAUGCUGCUCUAGCAUCCUAACAGGAUCGUUGCCAUGGUGACAUGAUCCUAAAUUAAUGCUGGCUAGUCAAGGACUAGAAAAGCAAAUGUCUUUGACAUUUUGUUAAAUAGAUUAUUUUUUUAUAUAAUUUCCUCCAAUUGUAAAUAAAUGACAAAAAUUC